Molecule: messenger RNA, 1562 nt
Organism: Apis dorsata (giant honeybee)
Lineage: Eukaryota; Metazoa; Arthropoda; Insecta; Hymenoptera; Apidae
Exons: 1
Coding region: 106-1308 (400 amino acids)
Source: RefSeq, a predicted model, not a curated record
UAUCGGUGUGUACAAGCCAGCUUAUAAUACCAUUUUCAACAGCAUUCGCCGCCAGUUCGCUGUAACGACGAUCCAAAGCAACAACUUCCCGCGUAAUUGUAAGCGAUGUGCGAGCGAUCGGAAAAAGACUUGUUGGAUCCUUUGAUCAACAAAAUAGUAGCGAAUCUUGGCAAAGAUUUCGAUGACGUACGCUACGAGAUAUCCGUGCCAAAAGAUUCCUUCUUCAUCUCGAAUCUGUACUACCUCAACAUAAACUCGAAUGCCAAGGACACGGAUAAAAGGAGAACGGUGAACGUUGUCUUGAAGAAACCACCCGUUAUAUCCGACGUGCGUGACAUAAUGAGAAUGAACGAGCAAUUCCACAACGAGAUACUGUUCUACCAAAGAUACGCGAAACACCACGAAGAAUUUCCUCGAUGCGUGCUCGCCGAGGAGAAACCGCCGUCCGACUCGGCGAUCGUUCUCGAGAACGUGGUCGCCCAACGCGGAUACAAUAUCUGCAAAUGGAAAUACGACGUGCCUCUCGAAUACACGAUGGCCGCGUUUCGAGAGAUCGCGAGAUUCCACGCCAAAGCUUACAUGGCGAAGGAGAGGCGCCGUGAACAAUUCUUCGAUUUCGUGAACGAUCUCCAAGAGGUCAGGUAUUAUGAGGGAUCGAUCUUGAAAGUUGUUUACGACGGAACGGCGGGCAGAUCGGUGGAAUAUCUUCGCGGGAGGGGAUACGAUCCGCGAUUCUGUGACAAACUCGAGGAUAAAUUGAGGAGCACGUACGAUAAUCUGAUUAUGAAAUACGUCGAAGCCGAGGAACCUCUCGCCACGCUUUGCCACGGUGACUUCACUAUGAACAAUACGUUGUUCAAGAACGAAAACGGCGAAAUUAAAUGUAUGUUCAUCGAUUUCGCAUUGACUAGGUACGGAUCGCCGGUCUUGGAUUUGUCCACGUUUCUCUGCCUCCAUUGUGCGAGGGAGGUGGAUAAGAGUAUGCUUGAUAAAGUUUUGAAGGUGUAUCACGAUUCCUUGACUCGUUGUCUCGAGGAAAACGGCAUGGACAGUGAGAAAUAUUCGUACGAGGCUUUGCGAGAGGAUUACAAGAGGAAGGGUCUGUUUGGAUUUUUCAUCGCCACGUUUUUCUUGCCCACAGUGAUGGGUCUGAGUGACGGUGGUCCGGAAAAAUUGUUCGAGAUGGAUAUACAGGAUUGGGGUCCGGCAUUGCGUGAACAAGGUGGUGACGAAUGUUCGGAAAUUAUGGCGAAUAUGUUGUUGAGAUUGAAAGAAUUUGGAUGUUUGGACCAUUUGCUUGACGAUUGAUUUUUAACGCUCCUUUGUUGAUUUUUCAAGUAUGUUAUUGUUUUUUUCCUUUAAAGUAUUUUAUACAUUUUCUUUUAAAGUUCUUUUUAAUCUCAAUAUUUUCCAAGUAUUUUAAAUUAAUGAUAAUAAAUAAAAAGAAGAACUUGCGUUUUAUUAUUUGAAAAUGAAAAUGCGAAAUUUUAAAAUGAUAAUGAAAAGAGAAACGUGGUAGUAAAUCAAAAAAAUCGAUACAAAUAAACAAAUCUUUAUACGUA